Oryza brachyantha (malo sina) is the source of this 2027-nucleotide messenger RNA. Its product is annotated as dihydrolipoyllysine-residue acetyltransferase component 1 of pyruvate dehydrogenase complex, mitochondrial. NCBI's taxonomy places the organism in Eukaryota, Viridiplantae, Streptophyta, Magnoliopsida, Poales, Poaceae. The record is from RefSeq and is a predicted model, not a curated record. Gene Ontology annotation, biological process: pyruvate decarboxylation to acetyl-CoA. Gene Ontology annotation, cellular component: pyruvate dehydrogenase complex; mitochondrion. Bases 226 to 1680 code for a protein of 484 amino acids. Gene Ontology annotation, molecular function: dihydrolipoyllysine-residue acetyltransferase activity. The transcript is spliced from 19 exons.
CUCUCCCGAGACCCCUCUCCCACAUCCUCCUCUGGUACGACGAGGAGUUGAUCCGCGGCCGGACCGGCGACGAGCUGCCCAGGCGGAGGCGGCCGAGGCGGGCGGAGCGCAGGGCGGCGGUUGCCGGAGUUCGGAGCGCGGGGCGGAGGAGGCGGCGGCCGCCGGCGGAGCUCGGGGCGGCGCGGCGAUCUACACUGCUCUCGCCGGGAGUUUUUGAUCGGCACGAUGGCGAACAUCCGGGCGCUUCUCGCCGGGUUGGCGCGUGCCAGGGGUUCCUUGGUGGACAUCGGGCGAUCCGCCUCUUCUUCGAGGCCUUCAUAUCUAGCAUCAUUGAGUGGACACUACAAGGUUCCUGUAGAAAAUCGUUGGUUCUCCUCAACAGGGCUUCCUCCUCAUAUGGUGGUUGGGAUGCCAGCAUUAUCCCCUACUAUGAAUCAAGGUAAUAUUGCGAAAUGGAGAAAACAGGAAGGCGAAAAGAUAGAAGUUGGUGACGUGAUCUGUGAGAUAGAAACUGACAAAGCUACACUUGAGUUUGAGAGCCUCGAAGAGGGUUAUAUGGCCAAGAUCUUAGCACCAGAAGGUUCAAAGGAUGUUCAAGUUGGACAGCCCAUUGCUGUCACGGUUGAAGAGCUUGAGGAUAUUAAAAAUAUACCUGCUGAUGCAUCCUUUGGAGCAGAACAGAAAGAGCAGUCCACUGCAAGUGAAACACAAAAUGUUGGAACAAAUGCUUCAAAAGAGAGCUCAGUAAUAACUCGUAUAAGCCCGGCAGCAAAGUUGCUUAUCAAGGAGCAUCAUCUUGAUCAGUCUGCACUGAAAGCAACAGGUCCCCGUGGCACUCUUCUGAAAGGGGACGUUCUCGCUGCAUUGAAGUCCGGCGUUUCCUCAAGUGCAACCAAGGAAAAUAAUGUUCCAUCCGCACCAUCAUCUCAGCCAAGUCAUGAUUCUCGACCUCAAUCAGUCACCGCUCCACAAAAACACGACACAUACGAAGAUAUCCCCAACAGUCAGAUACGCAAGGUGAUUGCAAAAAGGUUGCUUGAAUCAAAACAGACCACUCCACAUUUAUAUUUAUCACAAGAUGUUAUACUGGAUCCCUUGCUCGCUUUCAGGAACGAACUAAAAGAGCAACAUGGGGUUAAAGUUUCAGUAAAUGACAUUGUCAUAAAAGCUGUUGCACUAGCCUUACGGAAUGUACCAGAAGCAAAUGCAUACUGGAACAAUGAGAAGGAACAAUCCCAGAAGUGUGAUUCGGUUGAUAUAUCUAUCGCGGUUGCUACAGAGAAGGGUCUGAUGACUCCUAUUAUAAGAAAUGCAGAUCAAAAGACCAUAUCAGCAAUAUCCUCAGAGGUUAAGCAGUUGGCUGAAAAGGCACGUGCUGGGAAGCUUGCCCCUAAUGAGUUUCAGGGAGGAACUUUCAGCAUAUCAAAUUUGGGAAUGUAUCCGGUGGACCAUUUCUGCGCAAUCAUUAAUCCUCCUCAGUCUGGAAUUCUUGCUGUUGGGCGUGGUAAUAAGGUUGUCGAGCCUGUGGUGGACACUGAUGGAACCAAGAAGGCUGCAGUGGUUACAAAAAUGAGCUUGACGUUGUCUGCUGACCAUCGUGUAUUUGAUGGUCAAGUAGGAGGCAAGUUUUUCACGGAGUUAUCACAGAAUUUCAGUGACAUUAGGAGACUGCUAUUGUAAAUGAAAGGUAGCACUAACCGUGCUUUCAAGAAUUCUGUUGGAGAAAGGUUGCCCAAGAAAAAAUAUUUUGCAUGCAGCUCGGAGCUUGGUUGCUUUACCACCAACCCACACAAAACUACAAAAAGUGUGUAAUUUUUUUAAUAAGGGUAAAUCGGCAUUUCCGGUGUUUUUUUUUCUUUCAUAUCCGGGGAUUAAUUUGCAGGUGCAGUGCCAUUUUGUGUUUAUGUGGUUCUGCAACAUUUAAUCUUUUGUUAGGUGGUCAGAAAGAUCUGGCAGAUGAUUCCGUUGUUUCCUGAGGAUUUCUGGCAGACGUAGCCUUCUCAAGCAUUUUUUAAUGAUUUCUGAUA